AUGGGCAGGUGCUUCCGGAAGUUGGGCUCCUACCUGCUGAGCUGUGGCUUCCCUCCGAGGCCGGCGCACGGGGACGUGAGCGUGACAGACCUGCACCCUGGGGGCACUGCCACCUUCCACUGUGACUCAGGCUACCAGCUGCAGGGCGAGGAGACCCUUGUCUGCCUCAAUGGCACCCGGCCAGCCUGGAACGGCGAACCCCCCAGCUGCAUAGCGUCCUGCGGAGGCGCCAUCCACAAUGCAACCCUGGGCCGCAUCGUGUCCCCUGAACCUGGGGGAGCCGCCGGCCCCAACCUCACCUGCCGCUGGGUCAUUGAAGCAGCUGAGGGCCGCCGACUGCACCUGCACUUUGAGAGGGUCUCGCUGGAUGAGGACAAUGACCGGCUGCUGGUGCGCUCAGGGGGCAGCCCCCUGUCCCCAGUGAUCUACGACUCGGACAUGGAUGACGUCCCCGAGCGGGGCCUCAUCAGCGACGCUCAGUCGCUCUACGUGGAGCUGCUGUCGGAGACGCCCGCCAAUCCCCUGCUGCUCAGCCUCCGAUUCGAAGCCUUCGAGGAGGACCGAUGCUUCGCCCCCUUCCUGGCCCAUGGCAACGUCACCACCACGGACCCUGAGUACCGCCCAGGGGCGCUGGCCACUUUCUCCUGCCUUCCGGGGUACGCCCUGGAGCCUCCAGGGCCCCCCAACGCUAUCGAAUGUGUGGAUCCCACGGAACCCCACUGGAACGCCACAGAGCCAGCCUGCAAGGCCAUGUGCGGAGGGGAGCUGUCGGAGGCAGCUGGCGUGGUCCUCUCUCCUGAUUGGCCCCAGAGCUACAGCCCCGGGCAGGACUGCGUGUGGGGCCUGCACGUCCAGGAAGAGAAGCGCAUCUUGCUCCAAGUUGAGAUCCUGAACGUCCGCGAAGGGGACAUGCUGACCCUGUUCGACGGCGACGGCCCCAGCGCCCGAGUUCUGGCUCAGCUGCGGGGACCUCAGCCGCGCCGCCGCCUGCUCUCCUCUGGGCCGGACCUUACGCUGCAGUUCCAGGCACCGCCCGGACCCCCAAAUCCGGGCCUGGGACAGGGCUUCGUACUGCACUUCAAAGAGGUCCCCAGGAACGACACGUGCCCCGAGCUGCCGCCUCCGGAGUGGGGCUGGAGGACGGCGUCCCACGGGGACCUGAUCCGGGGCACGGUGCUCACUUACCAGUGCGAGCCUGGCUACGAGCUGCUGGGCUCCGACAUCCUCACCUGCCAGUGGGAUCUGUCCUGGAGCGCAGCGCCGCCCGCCUGCCAGAAGAUCAUGACUUGUGCCGACCCUGGUGAGAUCACCAACGGCCACCGCACCGCCUCGGACGCCGGCUUUCCCGUGGGCUCCCACGUCCAGUACCGCUGUCUGCCCGGGUACAGCCUGGAGGGGGCAGCCGUGCUCACCUGCUACAGCCGGGACACGGGGACCCCCAAGUGGAGUGACCGGGUCCCCAAAUGCGCCUUGAAAUAUGAGCCGUGCCUGAACCCCGGGGUCCCCGAGAAUGGCUACCAGACGCUGUACAAGCACCACUACCAAGCGGGGGAGUCGCUGCGCUUCUUCUGCUACGAGGGCUUUGAGCUCAUCGGCGAGGUCACCAUCACCUGUGUGCCCGGCCACCCCUCCCAGUGGACCAGCCAGCCCCCGCUCUGCAAAGUGGCCUAUGAGGAGCUCCUGGACAACCGAAAACUGGAAGUGACCCAGACCACAGACCCGUCGCGGCAGCUGGAGGGAGGGAACCUUGCCUUGGCCAUCCUGCUGCCCUUGGGCUUGGUCAUUGUCCUUGGCAGUGGCGUUUACAUAUACUACACCAAGCUGCAGGGAAAAUCCCUCUUCGGCUUCUCAGGCUCCCACUCCUACAGCCCCAUCACCGUGGAGUCAGACUUCAGCAAUCCGCUAUAUGAAGCUGGGGAUACACGGGAGUAUGAAGUUUCUAUCUGAAGCCAAGGCUAAGGCUAUGGGACCCAGGACGCCCCUCCCCUCCCCCACCCGGGGCAGCGGGGAGCACAGGAGCUGGUCUCUGGCUGGCUCCUGGCUCCCCUCCUCCCUGCUGUGUACAUAGUCUCCCCCCCCCCCCCCCCCGUCCCACGAGGGGGCUUCCGUGGCCCUGGAGACCCGAUGGUAAAUAAACCAGCAUCCUGCCGCCCAAAGCCUCUUCUUGUCCGUUGCCAAACAAGAGGGGGGGCCUGCUCUCCCCCACCCUCCUGGCUUUUGGAUCCCAGGAGGGGAACUCAGCCCUUCCCCCAGCCCCCCCGCAACUCCUGGGGCCCCUGCAGCCCAGGGCACCCCUCCAGGACUGCCCCUGACAGCCCUGUGGUUCCCUUGGCCCCUCCUCUCCCAGAUGCCUGGGUCUUCUCGGAGGGGCGGGGGUCGGGAGAAGAGGGAGGAAGGGGCAAGCCGGGCCCAGGCCCCGCCCCCUUUCUGCUGCCUGCCCAACCCCCAUUUUCUCCACCUUUGCUUCUGGAUUUUUGUUUUUGAGCAAUAAACAGAAAAUCGU
This is a messenger RNA of Lepus europaeus (European hare), 2503 nucleotides long. Its product is annotated as seizure 6-like protein 2. Gene Ontology annotation, biological process: synapse maturation. Gene Ontology annotation, cellular component: endoplasmic reticulum; neuronal cell body. The record is from RefSeq and is a predicted model, not a curated record. The transcript has 14 exons. NCBI's taxonomy places the organism in Eukaryota, Metazoa, Chordata, Mammalia, Lagomorpha, Leporidae. Bases 1 to 1947 code for a protein of 648 amino acids.